Amblyraja radiata (thorny skate) is the source of this 1169-nucleotide messenger RNA. RefSeq names its product ribosomal protein SA (gene rpsa). The record is from RefSeq and is a predicted model, not a curated record. The transcript has 7 exons. Lineage: Eukaryota; Metazoa; Chordata; Chondrichthyes; Rajiformes; Rajidae. Gene Ontology annotation, molecular function: structural constituent of ribosome. Gene Ontology annotation, biological process: translation. Gene Ontology annotation, cellular component: small ribosomal subunit; ribosome. The coding region runs from base 127 to 1098 and encodes 323 amino acids.
GGCCGACCCCCCCCUCCCCUCGCCUAUAUAAACGCGUCACUUCCUGUGCGCGGCCUCUUUCACGCCAUACUUCCACACGGCGUUGUUCACGUUACCCGUCGUAGCUUUUAAAGGGAAACAUACACAAUGUCCGGAGGUCUCGAUGUCCUGCAGAUGAAGGAGGAGGAUGUCCUCAAAUUCCUUGCAGCCUCUACUCACCUGGGUAGUACCAACCUGGACUUCCAGAUGGAGCAAUACGUCUACAAAAGAAAGAGCGAUGGUAUCUACAUCAUUAAUCUGAAGAGAACCUGGGAGAAGCUGCUUUUAGCUGCCCGUGCCAUUGUCUCCAUUGAGAAUCCAGCUGACGUUUGUGUCAUCUCCUCCAGACCAUUUGGCCAGCGCGCUGUCCUGAAGUUUGCUUCUUCCAGUGGUGCCACCCCGAUUGCUGGACGGUUCACCCCAGGUACAUUCACUAAUCAGAUCCAGGCUGCUUUCAGGGAGCCCCGCUUGUUGGUUGUAACGGAUCCUCGCCAGGACCACCAGCCCUUGACCGAAGCAUCCUAUGUCAACAUCCCCACUAUUGCCAUGUGCAACACCGACUCGCCCCUCCGAUAUGUGGAUAUUGCUAUUCCAUGCAACAACAAGGGUGCGCACUCCAUUGGGUUGAUGUGGUGGAUGCUGGCCCGCGAGGUGCUGCGGAUGCGUGGUACCAUCAGCCGCGAACAUCCAUGGGAGGUGAUGCCCGAUCUGUACUUCUACAGAGAUCCCGACGAGAUCGAGAAGGAGGAACAGGCUGCCGCAGAGAAGGCCGCUGGCAAGGAGGAAUACCAGGGAGAAUGGACUGCUCCUGUGGCCGAGUUUGUUCAGCCUGAAGUGACAGACUGGUCUGAGGGCGUGCAGGUCCCCUCCGUGCCCAUCCAGCAGUUUGCUGCUGCUGCAACUGGCAAAAACAUGGCGGAGACGCUGGAGGCAGCAGUCAACCCCUACGCCAAGCCUGCGACAUUCACCCCUGAGGCACCUACAAAGGACUGGAGUGCCCAGCCUGCUGCUGAAGACUGGUCUGCUGCUCCAACGACCCAGGCUCCAGAGUGGGGUGGUGCCACAGCUGAUUGGUCUUAAAGAUCACUGGCCACAGGCCUCUCCGUCCUACAUUUGGGGAUAGAAUGAAAUAAAAGAAACAGAUUUCUAAA